Messenger RNA from Spinacia oleracea (spinach), 3850 nucleotides. RefSeq names its product receptor-like protein kinase. Bases 322 to 3690 code for a protein of 1122 amino acids. Gene Ontology annotation, biological process: protein phosphorylation. The transcript has 2 exons. The record is from RefSeq and is a predicted model, not a curated record. Gene Ontology annotation, molecular function: receptor serine/threonine kinase binding; ATP binding; protein kinase activity. NCBI's taxonomy places the organism in Eukaryota, Viridiplantae, Streptophyta, Magnoliopsida, Caryophyllales, Amaranthaceae.
AAGAUGUCAUGAUUCCAUACCUACUACACUAAAUUAAGCCAUACAAUAGCUAAAAAACACAUGAAACUCAUUAUUAAACAAAAGGGACAAAAAGAAUAGAAUUUGGAAAGGUCUUUGUUGAAUCAUGAAACAGGGUUGAAUUUCUAGGAAUAUAAGCAUUUAAUUGAACAGCAGAAGAAAUUCCAAAUCCCAAGAAAACAACAGAUACAGGAGGACAGGAGGUUCUUCUUUCCUACAAUGAGAAGUGAGUGAAGGUUCUCCAAAUUCCAGGUAAAAGUUGCUUCUUCUGUUUUCCUGCAACUUUUAAAAUUUUAACCUGCCAUGGAAAACAAUAGGAACUUUACCAUCUUGCUAUUGUUCUGUGUUACCACUGUUUUGUUCAGUAAUUUAUCUGCUUUGAGCUCUGAUGGGUUGGCUUUAGUAUCACUUUUAAGCGAAUGGGCGGUACCGAAAACUGUAAAACAUAGCUGGAACUCUUCCCAACUUACCCCUUGUUCAUGGGAAGGUAUUGAAUGUGAUAAAAAGCAGAAUGUAAUUUACCUGAACUUGUCCAAUUAUGGCAUUUCUGGUCAUUUGGGGCCUGAAAUUGGUAAAUUGGGUUAUUUACAGACCCUUGAUCUCAGUUUAAACGCACUAUCUGGUUCAAUUCCUGUUGAGAUCUCCAACUGUAUCCUUCUUCAGCAGUUGGACCUUUCAGGAAACAAUCUCACUGGUGAAAUCCCAUCAAAUUUGGGAAACCUGCAAAAUCUGCUGGCCCUUAGCCUUUAUGAGAAUUCAUUAGUGGGUCAGAUUCCUGAGUCUUUGUUUCAGAUCCCAGAACUUCAGUAUGUUUACCUCAAUAAUAACCAGCUUAAUGGGUCCAUCCCUUCAAAUAUAGGGAAUGCAACUGAACUGGUGAGCUUUUGGGUUCACGAAAACCAGUUGUCUGGUUCAAUACCGCCUUCGAUUGGAAAAUGUUCAGCACUCCAAGAAGUGUAUCUAGAAGAAAACCUCUUAACCGGUUUGUUACCUUCGAGUCUGAUCAACCUCGAAAAUUUAGUUGUUCUAGAUGUAAGCACAAACAAUCUGAACGGUACAAUUCCUUCUCUGAAUUCAGGUAGCUGCAGGAAUUUGCAGAGUUUAGUCUUGUCAGAAAACCAUUUUACUGGUGUUAUUCCACAAGGGCUGAGCCACUGUACAAACCUGUCAAUCUUCGCCGCCAUGACUAACAAACUAGUAGGGACAAUCCCAUCUUAUUUUGGUCUGCUCACUGAACUGUCACUUCUUUACCUAGCUGAAAACUCGUUGUCUGGAAAUAUACCCUCAGAACUCGGAAACUGCAAGUUUUUGACGGAGUUGCUACUUAACGACAACAAACUCGAGGGUGAAGUUCCAACAGAACUCGGGAUGUUAACUAGUUUAACCCGCCUUCAGUUACAUAAUAACCGCCUAACAGGUGAGUUUCCACAAGUUAUUUGGAAGAUACAGACUCUUGAGCUGAUUCUUAUUUAUAAUAACAGCUUAUCAGGGGAGUUGCCUGUUGAACUAACAGAGCUCAAAAACCUGAAAAAUCUUUCAAUAUAUGACAACCUGUUUUCUGGGAUCAUACCUCAUGGCUUGGGGGUGAAUAGCACCAGUUUGGUGAUGAUUGAUGUCACAAACAAUAAGUUUACAGGGGAUAUUCCGCCUCACCUUUGCCUCAAUAAACAACUACAGCAGCUGGAAAUGGGGUACAAUAUGCUGAGUGGAAACAUACCGUCUGACGUUGGAACUUGCUCGAGUUUGUUAAGGUUAAGGUUUGAACAAAAUAACCUUACAGGGGUAAUUCCGGAGUUUAAAGAAGAUCAUAGUCUCUCUUUCAUUGACUUGAGCGGAAAUAAGAUUCAUGGAAAAGUCCCUUUAACCCUUGGCAACUGUCAGAGUCUCACCUGGAUCAAUUUCACCAACAAUAACCUUUCUGGUUCUCUACCUCCAGAGCUCGGAAACUUGACAGAACUCCGUUAUAUUUUCAUGUCUCGCAAUAAUUUAGAGGGUCUGUUACCCUCUGAACUUGGGAAGUGGAAUAAGUUACUUAAGUUGGACCUGUCUUUCAACUCAUUGAACGGAACAAUUCCGUCAAGUUUUGGAAGUUUAACAUCCUUAUCUUACUUAGAUUUGAGCGAGAAUCAUCUCAUUGGAGGAGUUCCAUCAUUUUUGUCUGAACUUCAGAUGCUUCAAGAACUUCAUCUUGGUGGGAAUUCGCUAGACGGACCAAUUCCUUCCUCGAUCACUGCAUCGGAGAAUUUGAUACUGUCUGCCUUGAAUCUUAGUAACAACAGGUUAACAGCUCAUUUACCCACUGAUUUUCAGAGAUUGGCCAGUUUACAGCGGAUAGAUGUUUCUCACAACCAUCUGACAGGUUCGUUGGAGUCUCUUGGUGAAAUGCCGGGUUUAGAUACCGUGAACAUCUCAUAUAAUCUCUUCACCGGUCCAAUUCCUCCAUCUCUGGUGAAGCUGUUUGACAUAUCGCCGUCAUCCUUUCUUGGGAAUCCCGAGCUUUGUGUCGACUGUAAUCACUCUGGUGGGUCCACCUGUGUAGGGAAUGGGCGAAUCAGAAUGUGUAAAGCUAAAAAACAGGAUAAUAAUCAAAAGGAAAGACUUCGUGGCAUUCAGAUAGCAAUGAUAGUUCUUGGAUCAUCACUCUUCACAUUACUCGUUGCACUUUCUCUAUGUUACGUGCUUGUCAAGUGGCGAAAACAACAGAAAAAAGACGUUGAAGCUUCAACCACGGGAAAAUCUGCUUACUCAUUUAGCAAGAUAAUGGAGUGUACAGGAAAUCUUGAUGACCAGUACAUCAUAGGAAGGGGAGGCCAUGGAACCGUUUACAGGGCUGUAUUAGGCCCGAAUGAAGUUUAUGCUGUCAAGAGAAUCGAAAUUGGAGAAGAAAGAGGCACGAGUAUGAGCAUGAUGAGAGAAAUUGAGACAUUGGGGCAGAUCAAGCAUAGGAAUCUAGUGAAACUGAAGAACUUUUGGUUGACAAAGAAUUAUGGGUUAAUACUGUAUGAAUUCAUGGAAAAUGGUAGCCUUGGGGAUGUUCUUCACAGGAGGAGUCCUCUGUCAGUAAUAAGGUGGGAUGUUAGGUACAAUAUAGCUCUUGGAAUAGCACAUGGAUUAUCUUACCUCCACUUCGAUUGUGAUCCUCCUAUUUUACACCGUGAUAUAAAGCCUGAGAACAUACUCCUUGACUCAGAAAUGGAAUCACACAUCUCGGACUUUGGCAUUGCGAAGCUUCUACAUCAAAGUUCUAUUUCAACACAGUCCUUUGCUCUUCCUGGGACAAUAGGCUACAUUGCUCCAGAAACUGCCUAUAAGACAACAUCAAGUAAGGAGUCGGAUGUGUACAGCUAUGGAGUGGUUUUGCUCGAAGUGUUAACAAGAAAGAAAGUUGUGGAUCCAUCUUUUCCAGAAGGGAUGGAUUUAGUAGGAUGGACAAGAUCAGUGUGGCACUGUUCUGAACAGAUCGAAAAGGUGAUCGAUGCCACCCUUCUAGAAGAGUUUCAGGACUCGAAAGUCAUGGAACAAGUAUACGAUGUAUUGUUCAUAGCCUUAAGAUGCACUGAAAGGGAGCCAAGAAAAAGGCCAACCAUGAGAGAUGUUGUGAAGCAGUUAGAAGAUGCAAAUCCUGCAGCAAGGAUGAAAAAAGAGUCCCAGCAGUCCUUCACCCUUUCCUAAACUGUAAUUAAUGUCCUUCCACUUCUUUUUUCCUAGCAUCUUUGUAUAUUUACAUACAUAGUGAUGAUAAUGUGUCUGAAUAUAAAUGACUUAACAAGAAAACUGACAUGGCAAUAUGAAUACAUGAUGGUGACUAGAAAGUAGAAAUAAUUAUGAUGAA